Messenger RNA from Hibiscus syriacus, 1403 nucleotides. Its product is annotated as probable GABA transporter 2. Gene Ontology annotation, cellular component: plasma membrane. The transcript has 7 exons. The record is from RefSeq and is a predicted model, not a curated record. NCBI's taxonomy places the organism in Eukaryota, Viridiplantae, Streptophyta, Magnoliopsida, Malvales, Malvaceae. Bases 63 to 1310 code for a protein of 415 amino acids.
CACUAUAAAUAUAUUAUUAGUAUUCGCUUCGCUCAUUCAACGCCUUCUCCUUCUCCAAGAAAAUGGCUCACCCGCCGCAACCGGACUCGUUCUCAGAGUCCCGUCUAGACUCUGACGCCGGAGCUGUCUUUGUUCUCGAAUCCAAAGGGAAAUGGUGGCAUGCGGGGUUUCAUCUGACGACGGCGAUCGUGGGACCGACGAUCCUGACGCUACCGUAUGCAUUUAGAGGGCUGGGAUGGAGCCUGGGCUUCCUGUGUUUAACGGUGAUGGGAUGCGUGACGUUCUACUCCUACUAUCUCAUGUCGUUGGUGCUGGACCACUGUGAAAAAGCUGGUCGCCGUCACAUACGCUUCCGAGAACUGGCCGCCGAUGUUUUAGGAUCAGGAUGGAUGUUCUAUUUUGUGAUAUUUAUUCAAACAGCCAUUAACACUGGGGUUGGAAUAGGAGCUAUUUUGCUUGCAGGGGAAUGCCUCCAGAUCAUGUAUUCGAACCUUGUCCCCCACGGAUCGUUGAAACUGUACGAAUUCAUAGCAAUGGUAACGGGGGUGAUGAUAAUUCUGUCUCAGAUGCCAACAUUCCAUUCCCUCAGACAUCUCAAUUUUGCUUCUCUGGUUCUCAGCUUGGCCUACACAUUCCUUGUGGUUGCUGCUUGUAUCCACGCAGGUCUGUCUGAAAACGCCCCUCAUAGAGACUAUUCAUUGGAAUCUAAAAGUUCAUCAAGGAUGUUUAGUGCCUUCACUUCUAUCUCCAUAAUAGCUGCCAUUUUUGGGAAUGGGAUUCUACCUGAAAUACAAGCAACACUGGCUCCACCUGCUACAGGGAAGAUGGUGAAAGGACUCGUAAUGUGUUACAGUAUAAUUUUGGUUACUUUCUACUCAGCUUCAGCUUCUGGAUACUGGGCUUUUGGAAACAAAUCCAAUUCAAACAUUCUCAAGAGUCUAAUGCCUGAUGAUGGACCAACCUUGGCCCCAACAAUCCUCAUUGGCCUUGCAGUUAUCUUUGUUCUUUUGCAGCUAUUCGCCAUUGGCCUGGUUUACUCUCAAGUUGCGUAUGAGAUUAUGGAAAAGCAAUCAGCUGAUGUAAAGCAAGGGAUGUUUUCAAAGAGGAAUCUCAUCCCCAGGCUAAUUCUUCGGACUCUGUAUGUUGCAUUCUGCGGUUUUAUGGCAGCAAUGCUACCCUUUUUCGGUGACAUCAAUGGUGUCAUAGGUGCCAUUGGCUUCAUCCCAUUAGAUUUCAUCCUCCCCAUGCUUCUCUACAACAUGACCUACAAGCGCUCGAAAUCGUGGCUCGCCUACUGGAUCAUCUGUUAAUCAUAGUCUUGUUCACCGUGUCGGGGUUAUGGGAGCUUUCUCCUCUACCAGGAAGUUGGUUCUUGAUGCCACCAGUUUCAAGCUCUUUAGCAG